Molecule: messenger RNA, 478 nt
Organism: Didymella exigua CBS 183.55
Lineage: Eukaryota; Fungi; Ascomycota; Dothideomycetes; Pleosporales; Didymellaceae
Exons: 2
Coding region: 37-393 (118 amino acids)
Source: RefSeq, a predicted model, not a curated record
CGACAGUCACGGGAAGCAUCGACGGCAUCUCACGUGAUGCAUUUGCUUGCAUGUGUUUGGGGCCAGCGUUUGCUGGGGUCCAGGCGUUGGCGGGUCACCAUUAUUAUCCAUCAUCAGCAGCGACGCCGCUGCUCGGAGGCGCAGAGUGGGGAGUGCGGCGUGGAGUGGGGAGUGCGGCGUGGAGUGGGGAGUGCGGCGUGGAGUGGGGAGUGCGGCGCGAAGAAGGCAUGGGUAGAGACGUAUAUUGUUUUACGCAUGUUGUUUGACGGACAUUGCUCGACGGACAUUGCUCGACGGACAUUGCUCGACGGACAUUGUUUGUUGACGGAGAGGCAAAAGUCGUGUGAAGCCCAACACAAUCCCAUCAUUCAGCACCACAAGCCAGGAGCGUAGCAACAAGCACCUCCCCGCCCUCUACACCCUUGCUCGUCUCCCUCUCCACUCCCAGACAGCCGCACUCCCAGACAGCCGCACACCC